Arachis ipaensis is the source of this 3477-nucleotide messenger RNA. NCBI's taxonomy places the organism in Eukaryota, Viridiplantae, Streptophyta, Magnoliopsida, Fabales, Fabaceae. The record is from RefSeq and is a predicted model, not a curated record.
GGUUAGGCAUUUUUAGGGUUUUUUCCGAACCGGUUCGGUUCGGUUCGGUUAGGGUUUUCAGAGUCAAAACCGAAAACCAAACCGAACCGCACAAAAAACAGCAAAAUUAGUGUUUUUCAGUUUUUUUGGUUUUCGGUUAAUUCGGUUCUCGAUUUUUCGGUUCGGUCCGUCAGUUUAUUUCGGUCCGGAUCGGUUUUGAAUACCCCUACUAGCUAUAUAUAUAUAUAUAUAUGUGGUUAAUAUCCUCCCAUAACAUUAUAUGAUGGAAGUGUCAUAUGUGAUCACAUACAUGUGAAAGUAACUAUAAAUAUAUUUAUUCUUGUGCAGCCAAAAAUAACCAUAAAGAUGCAAUUGGAUUGUGACAGAUGCUGAACAAUGGAAAACAAAACUCUUUGUUUCAUUGUUUCCCUUGAAAAUGAAAAAAGAAAAAUAAAGGAGAUUCAUAUCAUCAGAAAAUAAACAAAUGCCCACAUUAUGAGAAAUCAACAAAAAUCACAUUAACCUAAAAAUUAGAUUUUUGAGUAUCAAUGAACAUGAACAUUUAACCAUAUUAAACAUCUGAUCAAAAAAUAAUUGUUACAGCUAAUUUUGACCAGUUUUAUAGGUGCAAGUCAUUAGCAAAGACUGGAGUCAGGCUAAUUCUAAACUAAUCAUUGGCCUUUGAAAUAGAAAAAUAAAAUACAAUAAAUUAAGAAAACGGCUUAAUGCACAUCACUAAGUCAGAGGUACAGUUUUUGGGUUAUACAAAUUCCAUUAACUUGUUAUCAAUUGUUCUAAUAAUAGAAAAGAUGAUAAAAUCUUUUGUAGUAAUAUACAAGUCACUUUCACUUGGUCUACCACGAAGACAAGAAAAGCCAAAAAUUCACAAAAUGCUUUAUCAUCUCUUCAUUUUAAAUAAAAUACAUAAACAUCAUAAUUCUCAAAAAAAUCCAAAUUAUUACAUAUGAUUCUAAAAAUCACUAACACAAAACAAAACAGUAAAUUGGUACCAAAUCAAGAAGAAAAUGAUUAAAGUGGACCAAUUUGAAUUACAACCUCACUAAUGAGUCAAUCACUAAAAAUAUCACUAAUGAGUCAAUCACUAAGAACAUAACGUCUCAUAUAACUCCAUGCUCAUCAAAAUAAUUAAGACAGGGCAUCUUCCUCAGUGUCAAUUGAACCUUUUAAUGUUAUUAUUUCAGUCUUAAGUAACGAAAUACCAUAUUCAUCCCUACCAAGUUCAAUCAUCAAGUCAUAACCUAACACCUAAAAUCAACCAUAGAAAGAGUGACAUAUAUAGAGAAUAGUUACUUGGGUAAACAUUAUAUUCAUAAAAGUUGUAAUUAAAGAGCUGCAACUUUCUAGCUUAGUUCAAUGAAGCUAAAUUUCCAAAUGUGUUCAUGUCAGUUUAUUUAUUUAUUUUUGAACUGCUGGCUGCAUUUUUCAAUUAACCAUAAUAUUAGCCAAUGGGUAACACACUUGAAAAAAUAGAAUGCCCCCUCCUUCCUUUUUCUCAAAGAAAAAAAAACCCACAUCUUUAGACACAUCAACCAGCCAAAAUUAUCAAAUGGAACUGCAAACCAUAAGUACAAGAUUACAAGAAACAACUACAACCAAACCUUUUUCUCACUAAACCUAUGGUUGAUAUAAUAUAUAACCAUAGUUUAAUAGUUUAAUAAUAUAUUAAUGUUAAUAGGUUUCUUGUUCCAAUAAUAGCUUAGCCUUUACUCCAUCUGCAAUAAUGUCUUGUUCCAAUCUCACUAUGUUGGUGUCCUCAAAACCUUCUCUUUCUGAUGCCUCCAACCUCUCCUUCCAUUCUGUUAUCAACCCUUUUCAGCUCCCUUCACAAAACUCACCCUCAUGCAGCCUCUCACGUUCUUCUGUCACCCAAGUACAGUGUGGUCUCAGAGAGCUCAGAAACCGCAUAGAAUCUGUCAAGAACACAUAGAAGAUCACAGAAGCAAUGAAGCUUGUUGCUGCCACUAAAGUCAGAAGGGCUCAAGAAGCUGUUGUUAAUGGAAGACCCUUCUCAGAGACUCUUGUUGAGGUCCUUUACAACAUCAACGAGCAGCUCCAAACUGAGGAAAUUGAUGUCCCACUCACAAAAGUUAGGCCAAUGAAGAAGGUAGCACUGGUUGUGUGCACUGGUGAUAGAGGUCUUUGUGGUGGUUUCAACAAUAACAUCAUCAAGAAAGCCGAAGAAAGAAUUGCUGAAUUGAAGGAUCUUGGUCUUGACUACACUAUCAUUAGUGUUGGCAAGAAGGGUAACUCUUACUUCCUCCGUAGGCCUUAUAUACCAGUUGAUCGGUUUUUAGAAGGAGGAUCACUCCCAAAUGCGAAAGAGACUCAGGCAAUUGCUGAUGAUGCCUUCUCGUUGUUUAUCAGUGAAGAGGUUGACAAAGUAGAACUCUUAUACACAAAGUUUGUGUCAUUGGUGAAAUCAGAACCUAUGAUUCACACCUUACUUCCACUGUCGCCAAGAAACAACUCCAACCAUAGGUUUCUUGUAAUCUCCAUAUUGGAACAAAAAUGCUAAGCUAUUAAACUAUGUUUGCUAUUACACUACUACUCCUUCUGCUCCACCAUCUGCUCCUUAUUGCUACUAUCCGGUUUAUUAUAAUUGUGAUCCAUCUCCCAAUGAUUUAUUUUUAUCAUGUUCUAUUUCUUUCUUUCAGUUACCAUAAUUUUAGACAGUGGUUGUGAUAUCCUUCAUUUUAAUAUAUCCCUAUCAUUGAUUAAUUAAGCAAAACAGAGCAUGCUGAAUUAUUUUGCCCUAGUCACAAGGAAGUGUGUCUCUUACACUACAUUAUUCCAUUACUUUAAAUUGGUAAAAUUCAAUCCAAUCGAAAACUUAUGUGAUUUCUAACUUAGUCAAUUUAACUCGGUCUUUCUAACAAACAGCAUAAUAAUUAGGUUUCUAUUUCAGAAGGGUUGCUCUAUGCACAACUUUAUGAAAACAGAGCUAUUUUCGGAAGGUUCAUACUUUGAAUAGAGGAGUAAACUUGGAACACAGAAACAUAAAAAUGGCAGAUAUUCUUGCUUACUAAAAGUAGAUUCUACUUAAUUUAGUCAACCACACAGUCCCACAGGAAGUACAUUAGUUUAAUCCAAAUUGAAAGUGCAAAACUGGAUUCCAAUAUGAAAUUGCACUAAGCACAAACGUAUCAAAACUCAGGGGUUCAGAAAUUGGGAAAAGAAAAUCAAAUCUGCUCACUAAAUUAGGAGAGAAAAUCGGAACAUACGAGGGAGAGGAUCGUUCCUCACAUGCUUUUGACACCAAAAGUUCACAUGGGACAGGGAUGAAAUUGAUGUUGAAAUUAAUUUAUGAACAGCCACUCAAAUUAAAUUGGGGGAGGGGACAAGAACGAACCUGAGAGAGGGGAGAGGGGGCGAUCGGCGCACAGCAGGGAAAGGGCAAGGGGGAAGGCUGCCGACGACGUCACGACGGAGGUGGAAGGAGACCCGCGAUUGGCGCUAUGCUCUGCUAGGGUUCGCGCC